CGGCAAUCAGUUCAUUCGUCUACAAGCAUGAAGCGACUUAGCUGGAUUACGUUCAUCUUUCUGCCACUAACAUUCAUAGGGACCUUGUUCGGCAUGAACAUCGACAUUUUAGACAAAGCGAAGCCUGCUUGGUGGACUUACAUCCCUUUCGCCACCGUUACCUCACUUCUGACAUCUGUUGUAUGGCUUAUCUUCAAAUUCACUGAGGUCAGUAGUAUCAAUAUCUCCCGUGAGCAUGGAUGAGCUGACCAUAAGCAACUACAGCUUGAGAAA
This is a messenger RNA of Colletotrichum godetiae, 273 nucleotides long. RefSeq lists its product as uncharacterized. Gene Ontology annotation, molecular function: metal ion transmembrane transporter activity. The coding region runs from base 28 to 243 and encodes 71 amino acids. The transcript has 3 exons. Gene Ontology annotation, cellular component: membrane. The record is from RefSeq and is a predicted model, not a curated record. NCBI's taxonomy places the organism in Eukaryota, Fungi, Ascomycota, Sordariomycetes, Glomerellales, Glomerellaceae. Gene Ontology annotation, biological process: transmembrane transport; metal ion transport.